Molecule: messenger RNA, 1661 nt
Organism: Pseudovirgaria hyperparasitica
Lineage: Eukaryota; Fungi; Ascomycota; Dothideomycetes; Acrospermales; Acrospermaceae
Product: ribonucleoside-diphosphate reductase M2 subunit
Exons: 4
Coding region: 71-1300 (409 amino acids)
Biological process (GO): deoxyribonucleotide biosynthetic process
Molecular function (GO): oxidoreductase activity
Source: RefSeq, a predicted model, not a curated record
CCACUGUUCUACUCCUCGUCUGUAUAUCCAAUACAUUCAAUUACUCUCACAUUGUCAUAAGAAAGAGGCAAUGACUACCCAAAUCACUCCCUCAAAGAAGGCGGCUGCGGCCAUUCAAAAACUGAAGAUGGGCAACUCUCCUGCGAAGAGGAUCGACUUCUCGGCUGCGAAUAAAGAGAACGUCAGUGUCGAGGUUGCCGUUCCCAUCAAGGGCAUUCCCGACCUACCCGACGAGGAGGAAGAUAUCACGCCAUCAGUAGUACCCACACUGAAGCCAGAAGAGGCUGAUGAGCCCCUUUUACAAGAGAACCCUCAGCGAUUUGUUCUCUUCCCUAUCAAAUAUCACGAGAUAUGGCAGAUGUACAAGAAGGCAGAGGCAUCUUUCUGGACCGCGGAAGAGAUUGAUCUGUCCAAGGAUCUCCACGACUGGAACAAGCGACUGAAUGAUGACGAACGUUUCUUUGUCUCUCACGUUCUUGCUUUCUUCGCUGCUUCCGAUGGCAUAGUGAACGAAAAUCUGGUCGAGCGUUUCAGUGGAGAAGUUCAGAUCCCAGAAGCGCGAUGCUUCUAUGGCUUCCAAAUCAUGAUGGAGAACAUCCACUCCGAGACUUACUCUCUCCUUAUCGACAGCUAUAUCAGCGAGCCGAAGCAGCGCCGCUACCUGUUCAAUGCUAUUGAUAACAUCCCUUGUAUCCGCAAGAAAGCUGACUGGGCCCUACGAUGGAUCUCUGACAAGAAUUCGACCUUUGCAUCGCGUCUCAUUGCUUUCGCCGCCGUUGAGGGCAUCUUCUUCAGUGGUUCUUUCGCUGCUAUCUUCUGGCUGAAGAAGCGUGGUCUGAUGCCUGGCUUGACAUUCUCAAAUGAGCUCAUCUCCCGUGACGAGGGUAUGCACACCGACUUUGCUUGCCUCCUAUAUUCUCACAUCAAGAAUCGCCCAAGCCCUCAACAAGUACAAGACAUCAUCGUGGAAGCCGUUGGCAUUGAGCAAGAGUUCUUGACGGAUGCUCUUCCUUGCGCUCUUCUUGGCAUGAAUGCCAAGCUGAUGUCACAGUACAUUGAAUUUGUUGCUGAUCGCCUCCUUCUUGCGCUUGGCAACACCAAGUAUUAUAAUUCCGCCAACCCAUUCGACUUCAUGGAGAACAUUUCUCUCGGUGGCAAGACCAACUUUUUCGAGAAGCGUGUCGGCGACUACCAAAAGGCUGGUGUCAUGGCCAGCAUCAAAAAGGAAGACGACACAUCAGCAGGGUCAAGCAACGCCCAAAGCGGACAUGGAGACUUCUCGUUCGAUGACGAUUUCUAAACAGAUCACCCUUUCUUUAAAAAGUUUUUCUUUCGACGAUACCUCGUCAUGCGGUCAAACAUACCAAAUGACGCUGUACUCUUCUUGACCCAAGAUCUUCUUGGCCUGCCAUUUGCAUGUCGGGUACAUUGCGCUUGGGACUUUUGUACAUGCGGCCUAAGGGCUAUCUCACAUUUGUUAUGUCAUCUCUACAUCACUGAAUAUUGCGACGGCGUUGAUGGAUGAUGAAGAUCCUGGUUUGGGUAUAAGGGAUGGGGAUGACGUCUAUUUAUGUAUAUAUCCACACAGCGCCACUACGCGCUUAGAAUAAUUACAUUUCUACCAUUGAGUUCAUACUACUAUUGAUACAACCUAUUCAAAG